Cebus imitator (Panamanian white-faced capuchin) is the source of this 2253-nucleotide messenger RNA. RefSeq names its product tetraspanin 9 (gene TSPAN9). The coding region runs from base 687 to 1679 and encodes 330 amino acids. The record is from RefSeq and is a predicted model, not a curated record. The transcript is spliced from 7 exons. Gene Ontology annotation, cellular component: membrane. NCBI's taxonomy places the organism in Eukaryota, Metazoa, Chordata, Mammalia, Primates, Cebidae.
CCCCAGCGGGGCCGGGAAGGUCUCGCGCCCAUUGGUCAAAUGCAAAGCAGUGGGCGGGGCCGAGGGCCCGGGUAGGGGGCUCCAGGCGAUUUCAGAGUCGAGUGCCGGGCCGGGGCUGGGAUUUCGCAGGGAAAGCCCAGCGGUUGCAGCUGCGGCGGAUCCCUCGGCACUGCCUGCCGUGCGCCGGGGCAGCCCAAGGCCGGUGGCAGCUCCGCCAAGUCGCAGAACGAGAGGAGGAGGAGCGCCGGCCAAGUGGUGGGGGCUCAGCGCUGGGGCUGGGCUGGGCUGGGAGAGGUGUGCCUAGGGUGCCUGGAUCCCGGUGCCCUUCUGUUUCGCGUGGAGCGGCCGGAGGCGAGCUGACGCCUGGAAAGAGAAAUCAAAUUGCAGCCUCCCCAAAUACGCUGAGUUACGCGGGCGAGCCGGUUCCCGGGGAUCGUUCGCUAGCGCACACAGAGCCUCGCCGCGCCGCAGAGCCCUCCUGGGCCCGCCGGCCAGGAGUGGGGCGCCGUCUGAGAGGCAGCGGCCCCUGGGCUUGGGGUUCGACCGUGAGUGCGCCCCGGUGCAGAGAGGGGGCGUGCAAGGCUCCGCCGGCCCGCCCGCAGCCCGCGCCCGACUUGGGCGCCCCCUCCGUCCCAUUCUGGGAGCGAUGCCCCCCGCCCCUCGCGCCCCCCGGGAACGCCGCGAGCAUGGAGAAGUCGAGUAGCGAGGAUUCUUCGAUUCACCGGAGUCCAUCUUUGGACAGCAAGGACUCGGACUUUGCCAAGCCGUCCACCUCCGGCCGCCCGUUCGGCCGCGGCUUCACGGCCGGCGCCUUCUACGGCACCGCGGGCUCCCGGGGCCAGAGCCGCGCCGAGGCCGGCGUUAAGACCGACAAGUACAAUGCACCCAAAGGCAGCAAGUAUGUGGUGUUUUACCUGGACCUGUCCUUUGUGUUCCUCCUAGAAUUUAAGAAGUGCAACAUGGCCAGGGGCUGCCUCUGCUGCUUGAAGUACAUGAUGUUCCUCUUCAAUUUGAUAUUCUGGCUCUGUGGCUGUGGGCUGCUUGGAGUAGGCAUCUGGCUCUCCGUGUCCCAAGGCAACUUUGCCACCUUCUCCCCCAGCUUCCCCUCGCUGUCUGCAGCCAACCUGGUCAUCGCCAUAGGCACCAUUGUCAUGGUAACAGGCUUCCUUGGCUGCCUGGGGGCCAUCAAGGAAAACAAGUGCCUCCUCCUCAGCUUUUUCAUCGUCCUGUUGGUCAUCCUCCUAGCAGAGCUGAUCUUACUCAUCCUCUUCUUUGUCUACAUGGACAAGGUGAACGAGAAUGCCAAGAAGGACCUGAAGGAAGGCCUGCUGCUGUACCACAGUGAGAACAACGUGGGGCUGAAGAACGCCUGGAACAUCAUCCAGGCCGAGAUGCGAUGCUGCGGUGUCACCGACUACACUGACUGGUACCCAGUGCUGGGGGAGAAUACGGUCCCUGACCGCUGCUGCAUGGAGAACUCCCAGGGCUGUGGGCGCAACGCCACCACUCCUGUGUGGAGAACGGGCUGCUACGAGAAGGUGAAGAUGUGGUUCCACGACAACAAGCACGUGCUGGGCACGGUGGGGAUGUGCAUACUCAUCACGCAGAUCCUGGGCAUGGCCUUCUCCAUGACCCUCUUCCAGCACAUCCACCGGACUGGUAAGAAGUACGACGCAUGAGCAGGCUGGCCGGGAGUGCCUGCCCCACCCCGCUGCCCUGUGGAGGGAAGAGGAUUGAGCUUUGUGUUGCCUGCCUGCACUCUCCAGAUGUGACCUCUGCACCCACCCACCCCAGCCUGCCCCACCCCACCUACCCUGCCUCAGCCUCGGACUUCUCGGUGGGAGGAGGAGGCACACGGAGGCCUGGGGCUUGGGGCACCUGGAUUCCUGCAUCUGCAUCUGCGUAUUUGCCAAAGACGACAGGGUGGGCUGGGGUGCGCUCAGGAGGAACCCUCCCCAGCACUGAUGGGCUUCUGCCCCUGCCCUUCCUCACACUGACAUUUUGUCCCCACAUGGGGUGGGGAGCAGAGUGCCCCCCCCAUGGAGAUACCGUCCCAGCGGGGGCUGCUGCGUCCGUGGUCACCACGGGGCACUUGGCGGGGUGGGGGUCUGCCAGCCUCUGGCCAAGGCCCCUGGAGCAUCUCGCCCAGGCUUUUUAUACCUUACAAUGUAACUUUUUUAUUUUAUUUUACUCUAUGAUUAUUCAGGAAUAUUAUCUCUCAGAUAAGUUUAGGGUUAGAUUUCUGAUUUGUAA